Morone saxatilis (striped sea-bass) is the source of this 1703-nucleotide messenger RNA. RefSeq names its product LIM and SH3 protein 1 (gene lasp1). The coding region runs from base 285 to 956 and encodes 223 amino acids. The transcript is spliced from 8 exons. Gene Ontology annotation, cellular component: focal adhesion. NCBI's taxonomy places the organism in Eukaryota, Metazoa, Chordata, Actinopteri, Moronidae. The record is from RefSeq and is a predicted model, not a curated record. Gene Ontology annotation, molecular function: actin filament binding.
AGCGCGCUUUCCGUGUCUGGUUAGUGGACUGACAGCCAGCUGUGCGGCUACAACGACAACAACAACCUCCUGGAUUUUGCUACAUACAAAUAGAUUAGUGGGGUGUUUUUUUUUUUUUUUAAAGUCUCAGCCACUGAUCACAAAUCAGUACACACUAUAUAGCUAUUUUUUUUUUUGUUUUUCCUGUGCAGAGAGAGACUCGACGGCGCGCAGCUACAACAACCAGUGAAUCCAUCGGCGGUUUCCGUGCUAGCUGCAGCUAAGAAGAAGCUUUCCUCACCAACAUGAAUCCGCUGUGUAGCAGAUGUAAUCUAGUCGUUUACCCCACGGAAAAAGUGAAUUGUCUGGACAAGUACUGGCAUAAAGGAUGCUUCAGCUGCGAGGUCUGCAAAAUGACUCUAAACAUGAAGAAUUACAAAGGCUUUGAGAAGAGACCAUACUGCAAUGCGUCUCACAGGGUCAAGCCGGGCCACAACAUCUCCUGGUUCCACAAUGCAAGCAGGCCUCUCCUCCUGCACAACACUACCCCAAGACAAACUUCACCUGUGUGGCUGACACUCCAGAGAACCUCCGCCUCAAACAGCAGAGCCAGAUGCAGAGCCAGGUUCGCUACAGGGAGGAUUUUGAGAAGAAUAAAGGGAAAGGUUUCAGCGUGGUCGCAGACACGCCGGAGUUGCAGAGAAUUAAGAAAACGCAGGAACAAAUCAGCAAUAUUAGGUACCAUGAGGAGUUUGAGAAGAGGAAGGGAGGAGAAGGCCCACAUCAUCAGCCGAGCACCCCCAGCCCAGGUUUCCAGCCGCCUGCAGCCUCUCAGAACUUCCACUAUGAGCCCACUCCUGAACCAGUGCGCCAGGCGGCUGCCGCCCCUCCACCGAGUGCUGGGAAGCGGUACAGGGCAGUGUAUGACUACGCUGCCGCUGAUGAGGACGAGGUGUCCUUCAUGGACGGGGACGUGAUCGUAGAUGUGCAGCAGAUCGACGAGGGCUGGAUGUACGGCCGCGUGGAGCGCACCGGCCAGCAGGGCAUGCUGCCCGCCAACUAUGUGGAGGCCAUCUGAGUGAGAGGGAAAGAAAAAGAGGGAGAUAGAAAGAAGGAGGAGGAGGUAGAGAAAGGGAGGGGAAGAAGGAAAGGAAAAGCCCAGUGCCAUUUCAUCUUAAUGCCGCUUUCUCUUGAUUUUACUCUUGUCCCCUAACCUGUCCUGUGAGACUCUGAACCCCCCAAAUCCCCAACCUCCCACCCCCCUUCUGCAUCCCUGCUCUGCUCUCACUGUUCAGCUCCACCACAGACACCCUCUGCCUAUCUGUCGGUCUGUCUUUCUCCGUCUGUCUGCCUGCCUCUCUUGUCAGUCUGUCUGUGUCGGUGUCUGUCUCUGUCUCUGGAUGUUUGUCAUUCUCUUUACCUUUUCCCCCCCAAUCCUGGCUCCACUCUCGUGCCGUCACAAGUCUUAAAAGAUGAAAACUCAGUUCGUCGCAGUAUGUCAGGGGUCACGCCGCAUCACACAUCUCCAUCCUAGCUAUAGCACUUACCAAUCCUGACACAACAUCGUGCAAAAACAAAGAAGAUAAAAUAACGUGGAGAAAAAAUAGAGCCUCUUUUCCCCCCGCACCCCACGAGUCAGUCGACACAGCUGCAGACGUUAUUCUGUGGAUAAAAUAGGUUUGAAGUGUUGGUGGGUAUGUGGCAUUUUCAUAACCCUGCUUCUC